Molecule: messenger RNA, 714 nt
Organism: Colletotrichum lupini
Lineage: Eukaryota; Fungi; Ascomycota; Sordariomycetes; Glomerellales; Glomerellaceae
Exons: 9
Coding region: 1-714 (237 amino acids)
Source: RefSeq, a predicted model, not a curated record
AUGAAUGAUGGACAAGCGUUGGAUCAUCCUGAGGUCACUGGUGUCAACAGCCCUAAUGACAUUGGAGAACUGCCUCAACCCUUUGCCAACAUCCGAAUUUCUCCGUAUUCCUGGAACGAAAGCUUCAACAAAAACGAGCCUCUGAGCCCGAACUCCGCCCAAGGCGCUCUUCGAAAGCAGCUAAUCAGUAUAACGCAAGAAGCAAUGCUACCCUGGCGUGCCAAGAUAGAUGCUCCGCCUGUAUGCGAUGAUGUCGACGACUUCAAGAUGUCUCCAAUGAUCGAUUCACGUCGCCCUCCAAACCGAUACUUGUCGGCAUGUCGAUGGCAAGAUGUAACGCAGUCUCGCUCGCCUCAUUCGGGUAGCCUGACGAGCGUGGUUCCCCGCCGUGUGGCCAACACGAGGCAUAAUCUGAUUCCCCGUCAUGCGUUCCGGCGAUCAACUCAACCUUUUGGAGUUGUUCACCAAGCAAUCAUGACGAAGGAAUUUGUUAGUGGUCGAUAUUGCGAUGAGACAAUGCUCCAUCAGAAGCUCAGACAGUUGUUCCCGAACGCUUCGGGAGAUGAUAUUGGAGUUCGAUUCUCGCGAGGGAAAUGGAACCUUGACCUGCCGCGGUCCCUCACACCAGAAGAGCGGAAUCUCUUCAGGUCUUCUUCUGGACCUGGCCACUAUGCAAGCAUUAGGCAGGUUUCACGCGAGACGAGAAGGGGAUAA